AGCUUCGGCCAUGACGGAUACGAGGUGGUCACUUGUUGCAAUCAUUGAUAUCCAUAUUUCUUGGUUGACUUACCCCGCAUUGCAGCCUGGUUUCACAUCCUCUAUGUAUUAUUAAUCCUGGUGGGGGCCUUCUGCCUGAAGAGGUCCGCGGGUAUACAAUAUUGUCACCGUAGUGUAGAGUCUCUGAUGAAGCAUAUCUACCUUUCCUACAUCAACAACUAUCACCAUGUCUGUCCCAUUCAGCCAGUUUCCUUCAACAGCAACCAUUGUCCCGACUCGCUUUCGAGUAGCCUUUCCAGAUGGACAGAUAACCGAGUUGAAGACCCUGGUGAAGCUCGCUAAGAUAGCUCCACCUACACUCGAGAACCAGCAACAGGACCGUCGAUAUGGUGUCACAUCCGACUGGCUGACGACCAUGCGAGAGAAAUGGUUGAACGACUACGACUGGAGAGCCACUGAGGCCCGUAUCAACAGCUUCCCUCAGUUCACAACCAAGAUCGAGGACAUAUCGCUGCACUUCGCAGCUUUGUUCUCGGAAAAGGAAGACGCAGUUCCUGUGAUACUCCUUCAUGGAUGGCCUGGUAGCUUUCUGGAGUUCCUCCCCUUGCUUCAACUGUUCAAGGAGGAAUACACUCCGACCACAUUGCCGUAUCACUUGAUUGUGCCUUCGCUUCCCGGCUAUGGGUUCUCAUCUGGCCCACCCUUGGACAGGGAGUAUAAGAGCCAUGACGUGGCACGAGUGUUGGACCAGUUAAUGAAAGGACUCGGUUUCGGAGGCGGCUAUAUUGCUCAGGGAGGAGAUAUCGGAAGCCGCAUCUCGAGGGUGCUGGCAGUGGACUUCGAAAGCUGUAAAGCGGCUCACCUGAACUUCUGUACUGUCCCACGCCCAGAGGGCUGUUCAGAUGACAGCCUGUCUGCCUCUGAGAAACGCGGAGUGGAGAGGCUGAAUGCCUUCGUUACGACAGGGAUAGCAUAUGCAAUUGAACAAGGCACAAGGCCAAGCACCAUAGGUCUUGUCCUGUCUACCAACCCCAUGGCUCUGCUGGCGUGGGUGGGUGAGAAAUUCCUCGAUUGGGUGGACGAACCUCUUCCUUUAGAGACCAUCCUAGAUUUUGUCUCUCUGUACUGGUUUACCGAGACAUAUCCGCGGGCCAUCUACUUCUACCGCGAGGACUAUCCUCAUAGAAAAUUCGCCUCCCAACUGAGUACACGGUGGUUCAUCCAGAAACCAUUUGGUUUUUCCUAUUUUCCCAGGGAACUUUAUCCGGCUCCUAGAUCCUGGGUGGCCACGACAGGAAAUUUGAUCUUCUUCAAGGAUCACCAGAAGGUAUGAACCCUGGUUUCCAUUCAAAUCCAUACCCGCUUAACUCUCUCAUUCAGGGCGGUCAUUUUGCGGCGCUUGAGCGACCCCAAGACCUGAAAGCGGACUUGACGGGUUUCAUUGAGCAGAUUUGGCCAAGCAUUGCGGCGGCGAAGUGAUAGCCAGAGCUCAUUCAUGUUGAGAACAAAAGCAAGCCU
This is a messenger RNA of Aspergillus novofumigatus IBT 16806, 1518 nucleotides long. Its product is annotated as epoxide hydrolase family protein. The coding region runs from base 227 to 1333 and encodes 368 amino acids. Gene Ontology annotation, molecular function: epoxide hydrolase activity. Gene Ontology annotation, biological process: epoxide metabolic process. The record is from RefSeq and is a predicted model, not a curated record. NCBI's taxonomy places the organism in Eukaryota, Fungi, Ascomycota, Eurotiomycetes, Eurotiales, Aspergillaceae. The transcript is spliced from 6 exons.